Trichobilharzia regenti is the source of this 1545-nucleotide messenger RNA. NCBI's taxonomy places the organism in Eukaryota, Metazoa, Platyhelminthes, Trematoda, Strigeidida, Schistosomatidae. The record is from the annotation of a GenBank genome assembly.
AUGAAGACUCAAGACUUAGAUCCACGGAGAGAUCCUAACUUCAAAUGUAAAGGACAAGUAAACAACAAGAGACGUCAUAAGGCAGCAGUAGAUAACGCAGGAAAUAGUAGCAGAUUGCGGCCUCACCCAAUAGUUUCUCCUAACUGUCAUGACUCUUUGGGGCAUAUUAUUCGUUUUUCCAAUAGCCUUAAAGUACCUCGUCCACCUAGGCGACAUUUAUAUGAUAUGAUUUAUGUUGAACAUCACGCAAAUGGUGGUGGCUACGCUUUGCAUUCGUAUGCCGAUGAAUUAGUGCAUCUUACAACAGAUGAGUUAAAUAUGUUGGCUCGGAAAUACUUUAAAACACUGUUUACUGAACGAAGAAAGCGCGGUAUUCGUGUCCCUUUUUCGCACUACUGCAUUGGUGUUGUUCAUGGUGCAGCAAGACGAAUACCGGAAUUAUUAUCAUAUUUAUCUUCUACACAUCCCAACCUCACGGUUUCUACAAAUCCACUUGAGCAGAAGAAUGCAAAUGAAACUAUGAACCUUGCACAGUAUGUGAAAAACGUUCACAAGACUUAUGCAAACGGCAUUUAUCGCUUCGGACCACUACAUGCAUUGAGCAUCGUGGGUGUCAAAGGAGAAGAACGUGGAUUUUUUGACAAAACACUUAUUGAGAUGAUUGAGAAAGACCCUUUCUUAAACAUGGUUACGCCUUGGGGCGUUUUGUCAAGCCUGAGCGGCAUGGAUCCGCGGGAAAGUAACGAUGGUCCUAUUCUGUGGGCUCGCCACGGAGAGCAGACUAUCCCAUUGUUUUCAACUUCUGUACGUAGCAAAAGACGUGUUGUUGGUGGUUGUGGCAUUACAGACCUGGUUAUAGAUCGCCGCACAUUAAGUGGACGUCAAAUAGCAGUCCAUGAUAGAACUCCAUGUCAUGCGGACCAUGCAGAUGAUGGACUCGCACGUCAUGCCACAGCAGCUGUUGGACUUCUCAAAGCUGUAUAUCCCCCAAGAGCUGGAGAGGAAGACUCAUUUUCUCAUUCUUCAUCCUGUUCGUCUUCUGAAGAUGCCAAUCACGUUGCAAGUUCUUCCACGAAUCCAUAUGCUCUUAAAUUAAAUCAGCCUGCUAGAAUAGUUAAAGAUGUAGUUGUAUUUGAUCCGCGUCAUUACGCUGAUUUGAUUGAACGAUUAAGGCUAGAUAUUAUGGAGCCACCAACAAAUCAGUGUGGUUCAUUUUGGGCGGAUGAUGGUGAGCUGAAUCAGCUGCAUUCAGAAGGCUUUCGUUAUGUCCGUUUACCUCUUCGUGAUAAUGAUAUCUAUUUUAUUCCACGCAAUGUUGUACAUCAAUUCAAGUCUGUUUCAGCUGUGGCUAGUAUAGCAUGGCAUGUUCGUUUAAAAAAUUAUUAUGAUCAAUCAGAACGUGACGACACAACUGUCUUGUCUGGAAAUAAUGAAUUUAGUGUAACUAAUCAGCAUCAGCCACAACAACAGGAGCGACCUCAGCAGUUGUGUAAUCCCGAGGAGUCAGUAUCUGAGUUAGCAGUUCCCAGUGUUAUAAAAAGUUGA